This is a messenger RNA of Vespula vulgaris, 1206 nucleotides long. RefSeq names its product pyrroline-5-carboxylate reductase 1, mitochondrial (gene P5cr). Gene Ontology annotation, molecular function: pyrroline-5-carboxylate reductase activity. The transcript is spliced from 7 exons. The record is from RefSeq and is a predicted model, not a curated record. Lineage: Eukaryota; Metazoa; Arthropoda; Insecta; Hymenoptera; Vespidae. Gene Ontology annotation, biological process: L-proline biosynthetic process. The coding region runs from base 205 to 1053 and encodes 282 amino acids.
UAAAAAUUUAUUGUUAUUCGAAUAUUAUUCGUGGACUUUUUCAAAUUUUUUUAUAGGCACAAAAUUUUAAUCUAAAGUAUCACAGAUUGUCACUUUGAAAUUAAGUUCUUCAGAGACAAAUAACGUUUAUAUAUCAAGAUUUAUGAAGUAAAAUUGGAUAAAAGAAAAGAGUUCGUUGAAACAUCAAAUAUAAUAUUAUUAACUAUGGAUCAAAAUAAUUUUAAAUCUCUUAAACUUGGAUUUAUUGGAGGUGGUAAUAUGGCAACUGCUAUUGGAGCAGGUCUUAUACGUAAAGGUAUCCUUGAUCCUAAAAAUGUUUGGGUGUCUGGACGCACUGAAAGAACACUUACUUUCUGGAAAGAACUUGGUGCUCAAGCGACAUUUAAAAAUGGAGAAGUUGUAGAACAAAGUGAUGUUAUAUUCUUAUCAGUUAAACCACAUAUGCUUGAUGAUGCACUUGAUGGAGUUGUAAAAACACUUAAAGAAAAAAUCAAUAAUAAAUUAUAUGUGUCUAUACUUGUGGGAAUUUCAUUAGAUACUUUGACAGAAAAACUUGCUGUUAUUGAUUCAAACCCUAGAGUGAUUAGAUCUAUUCCAAAUACACCUAUAAUGAUUGGAGAAGGUAUCACAGUUUACUGUACUAAAAACACACGUCAAGAGGAUAUAAUAUUAAUAGAUAGAUUAUUUUCAUUCAUUGGAAUUAGUCAGAAUGUUCCUGAAUCCCUCAUGAAUGCGAUUAGUGGUUUGUCAGGUUCUGGCCCUGCUUAUGCAUAUCUCAUUAUAGAAGCUUUAGCAGAUGGUGGUGUUAAAAUGGGAGUACCUAGACCAAUGGCAACAAAAUUUGCUGCUCAAGUACUUGUAGGAGCUGGUAAAAUGGUAUUAGAAACAGAACGACAUCCAGGUCAGUUAAAAGAUGAAGUUUGUUCAGCUGGUGGAACUACUAUCACUGGAGUUCAUGCUAUGGAACGUGGUCAAGUUAGAGGAUCCAUGAUGAAUGCUGUUGAAGCUGCUGUUAAUAAAGCUAAUGAAAUGAGUAGAAUAUUUAAAGCUUAAUUCAUUAGCAAAUCUUCUAAUUUAUUUUAAUAAUAGUUUAUCACAUAAAUAUAAUUAAAUAGUAGCUGUAAAAUUAAAAUAAUCAUAAAUAUAUAAUCUUUAUUUAAUCAUAUAAAUAAAAAAUAUAAUAUAAGUAAGGUAGAAAGUAAAUAA